Trypanosoma grayi is the source of this 1392-nucleotide messenger RNA. RefSeq lists its product as hypothetical. The transcript has a single exon. The record is from RefSeq and is a predicted model, not a curated record. The annotation marks the transcript as partial. Lineage: Eukaryota; Euglenozoa; Kinetoplastea; Trypanosomatida; Trypanosomatidae.
AGGAGCGCGAGGCGCAGCUCACGUACGCGCGACUGAGCGAACUGGAGUCCGCCUACGCACAUGACGCUGGGGACGCCGCGGCGGGGCUGCGCGAUGCGGAGCGGCGCAACACGGCGCUUCUGCAGCGCAACGCUGCCCUGCAGGAGGAUGUGGAGACGGCGCAGCAGCAGCGCCAGGCCAUGCAGGAGCGCUGUGAGGUGGCGGAGGAGGGACUCCGCCACGCGACAGAGAAGCACCGUAGCAACGAGCUGCAGCAGAAGCGCCAAAUCCAACAGCUGUUGGAGCGCAGCGAGGCGGUGGCGAGGGAGCUGCAGCAGCUGCACGAGGCACAUGCGGUGCUUAGCGCGGAGCGUGACGCGCUGCUGCGGGAGCAGCUGAACACCCGAAAAGAGACCGAGCGUAUGAGCCACCACCUUGAGGACACCAACAGGCACAACGAUCAGCUUCAUAAGGAACUGCGGCGGCAGAAGGAUUCCCACAACGUGGAGAUGCAGGCGGUGCGCGAGACGCUUGUCGACGCGCAGUCUGAACUGACGAAGUGCCGCCGUGCGAUCGUGGAGGCGGAGGGGCGGGAGCUGGAGAUGCGCCACGCACUGUCCACCCUAGAGCAGGAAAAGGCGCUAUGCGUGGAGGAACUCGAGAAGCUGUCAAAGCAGGCACUCGAGGAGCAGCAGUUUACGGCUCGUGAGCGCUCCGAGAAGCAGGAGAGGGCCGCGCAGCUGCAGUCCGAGAUCGCACAGCUUCAAGACGCCGUGCACACUGCGCGGCAGGAGUGCAGGCUACUCGAGGUGAAAUGCGCGCAGCACGCCGAUGAUACAGACCUGCUGCGACGACAGCUCGCCGACCUGACGGAGCGCCACCGCAGCUUGCAGCGAGAGGCCGCAGCUCAGCAGGAGCAGCAGGCGACAACGUUGAAGACGCUACGUAGCGAGAACGCUGCCCUUCAGGCGCAGUUGGGCGACGCAGUAGACGCCGAGCGGCAGAAGCAGCGAGAGUACGAGCGUCUCGAGGAGCGCAUGUUGCGCAAAAUCGAGACAGGCCGCCUCGCGGAGGAGGCGCUGCGGCAGGAGAACGCUGACCUGCAGCGUGGCUUGCAACAGUUGGAGCGCCAACUCGCGUCCGCCACACACACCAUCCAGGGCAUGGAGAGCAGCGCGUCACGGCAGCAGCUGGCGGUGCGUGCCCUCGCAGAGGAGGUGGAGCGCCACAAGGCGCAGGCCGCCACCGAUCUCGAGGAGCGCGCGCAGAUACGCAGCGCCCUGCAGGAGAAGACGCUGCAGCUCGAGCGCGUGACACGUGAGGCGGCCGCCGAAGCGGAGGCGGCGCUUUCCAAGGCUAACGAGUACCACCGCGCCAACCACGAUGCUGUCGAGGCAGCAACGCGGCGCGAGC